AACUCACGUGACUGAAUUGGCAACCAGAAGCGCGGAGUGACUUCCCGAGAGGGGAGCAGAGGGCUAUCUUAGGCUGUCCAUACCUCAAAAACUCAGAAUGCUCCGACUGUUGUGGCUGUUUGCCGUGCUGGACGCGGUGCUCCUGCUGGACUCCGGCAUGCUGUUCCCCCGAGAGUCCUCUUCCAGAGAGCUGAAGGAGCUGAGUGGACUGUGGGUGUUCAGGGCUGACAAGUCCCCAAACAGGAACCAGGGCUUCGAGAGAGCUUGGUACAAAAGUCGCCUGGCAGAGACUGGUCCAGUGAUUGACAUGCCAGUUCCAGCCAGCUACAACGACAUCACACAGGACAGCACACUGAGAGAUUUUAUUGGCUGGGUGUGGUAUGAGCGAGAGGUGGUGGUGCCUACCCGCUGGAUCACAGAUGAGGGAACCAGAGUGGUUCUCAGAGUGGGAAGUGCUCACUAUUAUUCAGUCGUAUGGGUGAAUGGGGAGAAAGUGACGGAGCACGCAGGUGGCCAUCUUCCUUUUGAGGCAGAGAUAGGCAGUUUAAUCCGGAAGGACCCGGCUCGGCCAUGCAGGAUCACCAUCGCUGUCAACAACACCCUGACUCUGGAGACUCUUCCUCCGGGAAGCAUCCAACACAUGAACGACCCCGUCAGGUAUCCUGAAGGGUAUUUUGUGCAAAAUAUAUACUUUGACUUCUUCAACUAUGCUGGGAUACAUCGUCCUGUACUGCUAUAUACUACUCCUAAGGUGUAUGUGGAUGACAUCACAGUGGUGACUGACUUCCUGGAUAACACAGGUCUUGUUAGAUACCAAGUGUCUGUCAAAGGCGCUGCCACAGCCACCCUGAAGGUUACGUUGAUGGACAAGGAUGGCCAUUGUGUGGCCUCCUCCAGCGAGGCUUCUGGGUUGCUCAAAGUGGUCGAUGUCAAGUUGUGGUGGCCGUACUUGAUGCACAAGAAUCCUGGCUAUCUUUACUCAAUGGAGGUUCGCCUAAUGGCAGCUGAUGAGAGAUCAACAUACGAGGAUGUAUAUGCUCUACCAGUGGGCAUCCGCUCAGUCAAAGUUACCAACACUCAGUUCCUCAUCAACAACAAGCCUUUUUAUUUCCAUGGGGUCAAUAAACAUGAGGACUCUGAUAUUCGAGGUAAAGGCCUGGACUGGCCUCUGAUUGUGAAGGACUUUAACUUAAUAAAGUGGUUGGGGGCCAACUCAUUCCGUACCAGCCACUACCCCUAUGCUGAGGAGAUCCUGCAGAUGUGUGACCGCCAUGGCAUCGUGGUGAUAGAUGAGUGUCCGGGGGUGGGCAUCAAAGACAUUCGCAGUUUUGGAAACGCCUCUCUGGACCACCACCUGGAUGUCAUGAACGAGCUUGUACGGCGGGACAAGAACCAUCCCUCUGUGGUCAUGUGGUCCGUAGCCAAUGAGCCUGCUGCAGAGAUGCAACCUGCUGCGUUGUAUUUCAAGACUUUGAUAACACAUACUAAAGCUCUGGACCCUACCAGGCCCGUCACCUAUAUCACAGACAGUAACUAUGCCAGGGACAAAGGGGCUCCUUAUGUGGAUGUGGUCUGUGUGAACAGCUACUUUUCCUGGUACCAUGACCCAGGUCACCUGGAGGUCAUCCCUAUCCAGCUGAAUGCUCAGUUUGAGAACUGGUAUGGAAAGUACCAGAAGCCCAUCAUCCAGAGUGAAUAUGGAGCAGAUGCAGUGCCAGGGCUUCACAGCGAUCCACCCAUGAUGUUUACUGAGGAGUACCAGAAUGCAGUCCUUCGGAGCUACCAUGACAUAUUUGACCAGAAGAGGAAGCAGUAUGUCGUUGGUGAACUCAUCUGGAACUUUGCCGACUUCAUGACUGCACAAGGGAUCACUCGUGUGGUGGGCAAUAAAAAGGGUAUUUUCACCAGGCAAAGACAACCCAAAGCCGGAGCAUUCAUUCUGAAGGAGAGGUACUGGAGACUGGCAAAUGAAACCGGCAGACUUCCUCCUUGGACCAAGUACCCCUGCCCACUCUGACGUGCUCCAGUGUUGAGGCACCCAGAUGACGAGAGGCUUGAUCCCAUGUAAACAGUAUGCCUUCUGGAGUAAAGUUGGUUACAGUGCUGGCCCUAAAACAUUUCACUGUGAACACAUAAGGUCAGACCAUCGUGAAUCACAAAAAGCCACAAUAUUCUACUGUGUGCAUUUAAAGAACCCUCUAUGAUUUAAUGUGUGGAAAAAAUUGCACGAAAAUAACAUUAAGAGUAGUUUUUGUAACAGAGAUUCAAAAACGCAACUUGUUCAUGACGUCACAAAAGGGAGCGCAGCUGAGCGACGUUAGGUUUGAUAAUAAGAAACAUGGACCCCAGCAGCAGUUUUGACACUGAAGAGGUCAAAAAUGUAUAUUCAGAAAUAUAUACGAGUCCACACAAUUAAUCCUGUAGUUGUGAGCUUGCCAGGCAUAGAAGAGACCAGAACAGACAAGGAUGAGCAGAGAUAAAGGGCCAUAGGUGAAAAUCUGUGGUGUGAGGACAGAGCAGGUCAGAUGUUAUGGUGUCUUGGUGAGUCACCAACACUGGAUAACUGAACUAACAUAGUUUGACAAUAAGUUUGCUUUGAUCUAUGACAGAAAUUAAUGUAUCAUGAUCAGAUGGUUAUAUUUUAUCUGUCUAGUACAGGGGUCGGCAACCCGCGGCUCUUUCAUCCCUCUGUUGUGGCUCCCUGUAACUUUGGAAAAUAAUCAGCAGACUAUUUAAUUAAAAUUUCUUUUAUUUUUGAUUGUUAAUUUUUAAAAAUAUUAUUCUAAAUUUGAAGAUUAUGGUGAUCUUGUAACAUCAAAAUAAAACAUUUUAAAUUUUUGUCAAAAUAUGCCUCCCAACCAUCAAUCUCUGACACUCGCUGGCCUGCGUGUAUUCAUCUGGAGUCCUGUUAAUCUUCGGAUCCCAGUGUUUGCUCUACGUUCAUUCAGCAGCAGCGGGCCACCUUUCCUAAAUCCUAACUGUCGCUCCUUCAAAUUUCUUUCUUUUUUAUUGUCGCAAAUACAGCACCGCUCCACGUCUCCGCCUUCACAGCAGAGUCCUCCAUUGUGUCGGGUAAUUGUGAGUACUAAGGUAAACUAUGGAUAAUCAUCUUGCUCAGUAUCUACUCUUUGAUAUGUCGGGUUAAAACGACGUUACUCGCGAGAGCACGGCUAGAUGUCACCUCCAGCAUCCACCAGGUCAGAGGGUCAGAGGAGUGCGUUUUGGAAAACAGGGCAGCGACUUACCGGAGAAAAGUUAUUAGCUUAAGAUAAAUAGAUAAAUAGAUUUUACAAGUUAAAUAGACAUUCGCAAAAUAUUGAUUUCCAUCUAACAUUACAUAACAUAUGAGGUCCAGGAGCAAAAAUGACAUUAAUCAAGUAAGAUAAAUAUUAGUGGUAGGACACGAUUAAAAAAUGAAUCUAUCUAAGUAGAGGCUUUGUAAUUAAUUAAUUACGACUUAUUAACAAGGGCAUAGAGGUAAAACAGCGAUAUAUGCAGUGUCGUCUUCAUUUUAAAUGCCAAAAGGAUUUUGCGGCUCCUGGUGUUUUCUUUUCUGUGGGAAACGGGUCGAAAUGGCUCUUUGAGUGUUAAAGGUUGCCGACCCCUGGACUAGUAUAAACACACAGUUUUAUGGUGGUGAGAGAUCGCUGAAAAAAUUUGUGUUCACACGCUAAAGAUUUACAGUUUGCGUUCAGCUGUUGUUUGAUGGAUCCGUAAGCACUGCUCCUGCCCCCCAACACCACAAGCUUCUGUUGAUGGUGAAACUGAGGUGGCUGUGUGAACUGAAGGAACCUCACCCGCUAUCAGUUGCCCUAGCUUAGACAUCCCAUACUGAACUCCAUCAUAUCUCUUGAAACGUAAUCUCCCGUCUAAACUGAGCGCUGCUUGUGUCUGUGUUUCACAUCAGAUUCACAUCUCUUCAUCUGAUCAAAACUGGUCGAGGCACGAGAGCAGCUUCUGGUAAAAGAACAAAAAGUGCGGACUUGAUGUCCUGACAAGCUGAAGUUUGGGGAACAUGCAAAAACACAGUAAAGUACCAUGAUGACAAAUUGUGAUAUGAAAACAACCGGGAAAAAAAAGACUGACAGACUGGCUACCACCGACUAUCACACAGUGUCCAGAGACCACUCCCUCAUGUGACGUAACAUGACAUGUUGUGAAAAAAAGGGGGGUUCUAAGAUUUACUGGCUUUUUAAGAACUAAAACAUUAACACUAUAAUAACUUUUUCCGGGAGUGUGGAGCAUUUUGCGAACACAUGACAUUUUUAUGCACCAAAAAACUCUAGUGCCUCAUGGAAGUUGAUCAGUUGUGAUAUGAUGUCCUCAGAACUAGAGCCUGAUUGAUAUGAAUAAGCAGACAUUAUUGGCCUUUGUUAUAUUCCAUGUAACGCGACCAUUGGUAGGGCAGCUCAAAUGAAAUUUCAUUGUAUAUGAAAGUGUGCAAUGACAGUAAAGGUUUGAUUGAUUGGUUGAUAAUCGUAUAAAAAGAAUAUCCGUCGCUACAUUGAUACCACAAUUAUUUUUCUCUAAAAUCUGUAAUGACUUUGGGCCCAGUUGUGGUCAGGCUUCUUUAAGGACACAUUUGCUGGGCAUGAUUUCACAUUUAAUUUUGUUUCUAAAUUUUUCUCUUAGAUGAGUUUAAUGCAGGUUUGACAAUUUAAAAAAAAAAAAAAAAGACCCCAGACUCAUGUAGAUCUAAGCCUGUCUGUCUGUGUAACCAUGGUAACACUGACUAGCAUAAACUGACAAAAAAGGGAUACCCAUCAUUUGAUAAUUGGUAAUAUUGUGGAGCUGGAAAGUGGUGGUGGCUGCAUUUUUUUCAAUAUUAGAAGCUUUUGGUAUUGUUAUGUUGUUUGCUAAAUUUUCUGGGUAAAAUGUCUUAAAAUACCUCAGGGAGAUAUUAUAUUUCUGCUGGAGCUGUACAAUUGGUAAGCCAAGUUUUAAUUUACCCAGAGUUCAUAGCAAACUAGUCCUGAUUUAGUGACGGGCUGAACAAUCUUAAGCAGCUAAGUUUACAUGUUUCUCUAAAGUCUGACUAUUAGCCAGUGCCCAUCUUUGUGAGACCAGUGCCUGAGUGGAGACCAGGAGAAUGAAUUUAGUGUUUACAGGAUAUUCUGACACAAAUAGAUGAAGUGGAGCAUUCAAUCGUUGGCAUUAAAAGGCAGGUCAGGACCAAUAAAAUCUUUCUUCACCAGUAAUAGCUGCCCUUUGCUCUAGUGUGAUACGAAUACAGCUGGCAGAGAAGCACCGACAAUACAAAGACACUGUCCCCUCUCAUUUAUUUUACAAAGUGUGUCUGAGGAGAGAAUUUAUAAAAUAAACUGUGUUUGCAGCCUAUGUUGGAAGUUCACAAAAAUGUAACCUGUCAUUUCUGUGCAACCAAUCAGAAUGUAUGUUUUAGCUUUUAGCAAGACAUGAUGGUAAUGUGAUUUUCAAUGCUGAAUCAAAAUGCUUUAUUUUUUUAAACAACUGAAAAUAUAUCAUUUCUGACAUGUCAUUUGCAUCAAGGUAUUAAAGACAAUAUACUCAAUA
Messenger RNA from Acanthochromis polyacanthus (spiny chromis), 5532 nucleotides. RefSeq names its product glucuronidase, beta (gene gusb). Gene Ontology annotation, molecular function: beta-glucuronidase activity; carbohydrate binding. The coding region runs from base 98 to 2017 and encodes 639 amino acids. The transcript is spliced from 12 exons. Gene Ontology annotation, biological process: carbohydrate metabolic process; glucuronoside catabolic process. Lineage: Eukaryota; Metazoa; Chordata; Actinopteri; Pomacentridae. The record is from RefSeq and is a predicted model, not a curated record.